This is a messenger RNA of Acanthosepion pharaonis, 468 nucleotides long. Lineage: Eukaryota; Metazoa; Mollusca; Cephalopoda; Sepiida; Sepiidae. The record is from the annotation of a GenBank genome assembly.
AUGUAUCUAUCUAUCUAUCUAUCUAUCUAUCUAUCUAAGUAUGCUAAUAUUAUCUAUCUAUCUAUCUGCCUAAAUAAUUUCAAGCACUAUCUAUCUAUCUAUCUAUUCAUCUAUCUAUCUAUCUAUCUAUCUAUCUAUUACGCUCGAAUUUGUGAUGCGGCACCCAGUGAAUUAGGUGUCUCCUUACUUGCAAGAUCUCUACGACUAUCAAGCGCCACACGCAAGUUCCUAUCAUCUGUUCAUUCUAUCUAUCUAUCUAUCUAUCUAUCUAUCUAUCUAUCUAUCUAUCUAUCUAUCUAUCCCAUUCCUUCAUUAUCUAUCUCUCCCAGUCCUUCAUUAUCUAUCUAUCUAUCUAUCUAUCUAUCUAUCUAUCUAUCUAUCUAUCUAAAUAAUUCCAAACACUAUCUAUCUAUCUAUCUAUCUAUCUAUCUAUCUAUCUAUCUAUCUAAAAAUAAGAUCCCAAAAUGA